This is a messenger RNA of Neofelis nebulosa (Clouded leopard), 3248 nucleotides long. It is a transcript of the gene LY9, whose product is annotated as lymphocyte antigen 9. The transcript has 10 exons. Gene Ontology annotation, cellular component: external side of plasma membrane. The coding region runs from base 75 to 1997 and encodes 640 amino acids. Gene Ontology annotation, biological process: T cell activation. The record is from RefSeq and is a predicted model, not a curated record. NCBI's taxonomy places the organism in Eukaryota, Metazoa, Chordata, Mammalia, Carnivora, Felidae.
GCGCGCGCGCGCACAAGCAGGGAAGCUGUGGUAAGCACUUCCUCUUUCAGCCUGAGGUCUGAGAGAAGAUCAUCAUGGCGGGUCCAAAGAAACACCCGGAUGACUGGGUGCUACGGUCCUUCUCCAGGAAACCACAGAAGAGUCAGCCGCACGUAUUCUCUCCCUUACUGUGGACACAUCUCCUCUUCCUGCUCGUGGGACUAGAAGCCUCUGGAAAGGACUCACCCCCAACAGUGGUGCCAGGGAUUCUAGGAGGGUCGGUGACUUUCUCCCUGAACAUUUCAGUGGACACAGAGAUUGAGCACGUCACCUGGAAUGGUCCCCAAAAUGCUCUUGCUUUAGCAGUCACAGAAACACAAGUUAUCAUUAUGGACAAAAGCUACCAGAACCGACUGAACAUCAGCUGGAACUACUCCUUGUCUAUCAGCAACCUGACUUUGAAAGACGCAGGAUCCUACAAAGCCCAGAUAAACCGCAAGAAUUCUAAAGUCACCGCUGAUGAGGAAUUCAUCCUGCGUGUCUAUGAGCAGGUGCAGGUGCCUCGAGUUGUCGUGAAGUCCGUGAACGUGUCUGAUAGUGCCUCCUGCAACAUUACCUUGAUUUGCUCUGUGGAGAGGGCAGGGACAAGCGUUCUGUACAGCUGGACCCCGAAGAACACCCAUGCUUCUGAAUCCCAUGGGGCCUCCACCAUCACCAUCUACUGGAUGCCGUGUGACCCAGACCUGCCAUACACCUGCACAGCCAGGAACCCAGUCAGCCAGAGCACCUCUGGCCCCAUCCACGCCCGGCAGUUCUGUACAGCUCCGGGAGCCUCCAGAGGAGGAUCAACGGGGGAGACAGUGGUGGGGAUCCUCGGGGAGUCAGUCACCCUCCCCCUAACACUCUCGGCCAGUCGCUACGUGAAUAACAUUGUCUGGAUGUUUAACACAUCUAUUAUCACCAAAAAGCAGGAAGUGAAGCCCAAGAUUCCUGACAAGAACUCUGGCCAAGACUACUCCCUGAAGAUUGGCCAGCUAAAGAUGGAGAAUGCCGGCCACUACUAUGCCUAUGUGUGUUCAGAGGCCUCCAGAGUCAUCAGCAGAAGACAUUUCACCCUGCUCAUCUACCGGAGGCUGAAGAAGCCAAAAGUUACCGGGAGCCUUGAGCUCAGUAUGGAUGGCAUCUGCAGGGUCAGCCUGACAUGUUCAGUGGAGGACAGUGGACACAAUGUGACAUACUUAUGGACCUUCCUACAGAAAGGAACUGUCAUGUCCCAAGGGGGAUCUCACCUCAAUAUCUCUUGGAGAAGUGAUGAAAAUCAUCCCAACUUCACAUGUACCACCAGGAACCCUGUCAGCAAGAGCUCCCAGUCAUUUCUUCCCGGCGACAUCUGCCCAGGGCAGGAGAGAAACAUGAAGCUCUACAUUGGACUCUCCUUGGUGUCUCUUAUUCUUCUGUGCUUUGGGAUCUCCAUCUGGUGGUGCAUGUGGAAGCAAAAAGGACGGCGUGGGUUUCUGAGAUCAAUGGCAUCUGCCCUAGACCAUAUCCUGGGACCUUUGCAGGCUUACUCAGUCCCAGACUCCAGCUCCAACCAAGCUGAAACCCCAGCGGAUGCGCCAGGGUAUGAGAAGCUGGACACUCUUCUCAAGACUGCCAAGCAACGGUCUAGGCCCCCCUCUGCCAGCAGCUCUGACAGCAGUGGAACAACCGAGGAGACGACAGACAUGGUCAAGGCUGGAAGAUGCCAGGAGGACACUGGACCUGACUCGGCUUCUGAGAGGCCAGCAGAGUACGAUCUCGUCAUGCUGAGGAAUGCACCUGCACCUACGGCCCAAGACAACACGGUGUAUGCGCAAGUGUUCCUCAACUUGCAGGGAAAGACCCUAGCUCCUCAGCAGAAAGAGGGUUUGGCCACAAUCUACAGCUGUAUCCAGACACCCCAGAAGGUGGUGGUGCCGCCACCACAGCAGAAUGAUCUGGAGUCUCCUGAAACCCCUACCUAUGAAAAUUUGGACUGAAAAGAAAAGCAGCUGCUGCUUCCCUCCCUGCGGUCAGAGAGGGUUCUGGACUGUGUGGGGCCUGGCACUCUUCCAGACAGAGCACUUCAGAACUGCCUUCAGCGUCUCAAAGGUGCCUGGGUUUGACCCUCGCCCUUCCUUUCACCCUUGUAACUUCCCAAGCUCAUGAACAGAUCAGACACAGGCUCCUUCUGGGAGUCCCUGGCCCUCGAGAUGCCCCUGCUCCAUCCAUCUCCACGCAGGCUCAGUUUCCCCCCCUCAGUUCAGACGCACCACCUUAGAGCUUUGCCAAGGCUGGCCACAUGUGGUUGAAAGGGCCCUGGACCUUCACACCAUCUUCUAAACAGGUGAUAAAAUGGAUCCAACAGAUAUUCUCACUCAUGGGCAUGAAGAUCUGUGUAAAAUUAUGUCCACUGCAGUAUCUUUUAAGAUAGAAGGACAGAGGGGCACCUGCGUGGCUCAGUCGAUUAAGUGGCCGACUUUGCUCAGGUCUCGCUGUUCAUGAGUUCGAGCCCCACGUCAGGCUCUGUGCUGACAGCUCGGAGCCUGGAGCCUGCUUCCGAUUCUGUGUCUCCCGCUCUCUCAGCCCCUCCUCCAUUCAUGCUCUCUGUCAAAAAUAAACUUUAAAAAAGGGGCGCCUGGGUGGCUCAGUCGGUUGAGCGUCCGACUUCGGCUCAGGUCACGAUCUCACAGUUUGGGGGUUCAAGCCUCGCAUCGGGCUCUGUGCUGACAGCUCAGAGCCUGGAGCCGCUUGGGAUUCUGUGUCUCCUGCUCUCUCUGCCCCUCCCCCACUUGUGCUCAGUCUCUCUCUGUCUCUCAAAAAUAAAUAAUAAUGUAAAAAAAAUGUUUUUAAUAAAAAAGUAAACUUAAAAAAAUUGAAUGAAAGAACAGAAAUAGCCUAAAUGUCCAUUUAGGAAGAAUCUGGCUAAAUGCCCAAUGGCGUAUCCAGGCAACAGCAAGCCCUGCCACUUUUGUAAAGAAAGUGAAGACCAGUGUGUGCUAAUAAGAAAUGAGCUCUAAGAACGGAAAGAACAGGGUCCAACACAGUAUGUGUCACUUGCUACCAGUUGGAUAAAGAAGAAAUGUGUAUCGGGGCACCGGGGUGGCUCAGUCGGUUAAGCAGUCGACUCUUGAUUACGGCUCAGGUCAUGAUCUCAUGGUCCGUGGGUUCGAGCCCCACAUCGGGCUCUACUCUGGCACCACAGUCUGUUUGGGAUUCUCUCUCUCUCUCUCCCUCUCUCUCUCUCUCUC